Anoplopoma fimbria (sablefish) is the source of this 3978-nucleotide messenger RNA. It is a transcript of the gene rnf2, whose product is annotated as ring finger protein 2. The record is from RefSeq and is a predicted model, not a curated record. Gene Ontology annotation, cellular component: ubiquitin ligase complex; PcG protein complex. Bases 90 to 1118 code for a protein of 342 amino acids. The transcript has 9 exons. Gene Ontology annotation, molecular function: ubiquitin protein ligase activity; chromatin binding. NCBI's taxonomy places the organism in Eukaryota, Metazoa, Chordata, Actinopteri, Perciformes, Anoplopomatidae.
GCAUUGCGUCUCACACAGCCGCCAUAUUGCCUCCGCCGAAACGCGCUGGCUGGAUCGACUCGUACCCUCAACUGGAAAUUGUUGCAGUGAUGACUCAGACAGUUCAGACCAACGGGGUUCAACCCCUCAGUAAGACCUGGGAGCUGAGUCUGUAUGAGCUACAGAGAACUCCACAGGAGGCUAUAACAGAUGGACUGGAAAUAGCAGUGUCACCCAGGUCCCUGCACAGCGAGCUCAUGUGUCCUAUCUGUCUGGACAUGUUGAAGAACACAAUGACAACCAAAGAGUGUCUGCACCGCUUCUGCGCUGAUUGUAUCAUCACAGCUUUAAGAUCUGGUAAUAAAGAAUGUCCUACCUGUCGUAAGAAGCUGGUGUCCAAGAGGUCGCUGCGUCCAGACCCUAAUUUUGAUGCUCUGAUUAGCAAGAUUUAUCCCAGCCGUGACGAGUACGAAGCCCACCAAGAGAGAGUCUUGGCUCGCAUCAGCAAACACAACAACCAGCAAGCCCUGUCCCACAGCAUAGAGGAGGGGCUGAAGAUACAGGCUAUGACUAGACUGCAGCGUGGUAAGAGACACACAGUGGAGAAUGGAAGCGGAGCGGAGGACAAUGGAGACUCCUCCCACUGUAGCAACGCUUCUGUCCACAGCAACCAGGAGGCGGGUCCGAGCAUUAAGCGCACCAAGACUAGUGAUGACAGCGGUUUGGACAUGGAUAACGCUGCGGAGAACGGGGGCGGGGACUCUGUGAUCGAUGGGGGGGCCAGCGAAAUAGAACUAGUAUUCAGGCCACACCCCACCCUGAUGGAGAAGGAUGACGGUCACAACAGUGUGGAGUUUGUCCCUCGCUACAUCAAGACGUCUGGUAACGCCACAGUGGAUCACCUGUCUAAGUACCUGGCUGUCAGACUGGCAUUGGAGGAGCUGAGAAGAAACGCAGAGGCCAGUCCUGUUAAUGUGGAGGCAGCUUCAGAGAAGCAGUACACCAUCUACAUACCUACUGCUGGGAACCAGUUCACUGUUCUGAACGGCUCCUUCUCCCUCGAGCUGGUCAGCGAAAAGUACUGGAAGGUGAACAAACCCAUGGAGCUCUACUUUGCUCCUACUAAAGAACACAAGUAGACACGCGCACAUACACACAAACACACACACACACAGACACACACACACACACACACACGCACACACUCAUACCAGUAGGAAGUUAACAUAUGGACUUGACUACACCUGCACACACAGAAAUGGGAAGAGAGGAAUGUGUGUCAGAAGGAGAUGAGAGGGGUUGGUUAAACCCUCAAAAGGACUCUUGUAAAAAGAAAAAAAAACGUUGUUUUAUAUUCUCUGUAUCUUUCUCUGUGUCUCUUUCUAUUUUUCUCUCAGUAGAAGGUAGCAGAUCAGUACAGCAGCCAGCAGGUGAACUGAAGUGAUAAUGGGCUGUUAAUGGUAUUUGUAGAUUCUCUCCAGCCAACAGCACCUGCCCGUAGACACAUACCACAUGGAUAUAUGUCAACUGUCCAUGGCACUUUAAAUUAAUCUGACCGGUAUGGAAGCAAAGAACGGCCAUUAUAAUCAGAGUUUCUGAAUACGUCAUCUUUAAUGGAAUAUUUUUACUUUGAGAGCCAUCGAUUUAUGUGGGUUAGAUUCCCCUCUUUGAUAUUUUCAAGUAAUUUCAGGUUUAGAAUUCUAAAAACUAAAAUAGUUUUUUAGAGUCUCAUUGGAACUUGACUUUCUUGGAUCACAUGACUGACAGAAUGAUAUUGAUGCUCUGCUGGUUAUCCCUUGUAGUGUGAAGGUUUAAGUUAAAAAAUAUAUUAUUAUGAAUUUCACAAAUCCAAUCCAAGCAAAUAGAUUUACAUAACUAACUUGAACUCUUGGAUCUUUGUUUGUUUGGAAUAUUGGGCAUUUGAAUCUCCUGUCUGAAUUUGUGAACCCUAGAAUGUUUUUGGAAUUGAGCAGCUUGAAAUGAGCUACUUAUUAUUAAUAUAUAUUUUCAAAAGGGAGAUUCAAAGCAUAGGCGUUCAGAAAGGAGGUUUAUGAGGUGUAUAUAUAUUUGAUGUUCUACAUUAAAUAAUCAGUUGUGAUUAAAUGUCAUAAGUAGGUUUCAGGUGCUUAUAAAUUCAAAUGAUUAGUGCAUUUUCUUUGCUUCCAUAGAUAAUCCUCUAAAGUGAUAUCAGACAGUUUUAUUAGAUGUGUGUUGGGCCUUUGAAAAAACACCUGUUGAACCAUAUGUGGAAAACUACCACUGAGGGAAAAAUGUGCUUUCAUACUGAAAAACUCAACAGUCAUGACCAGCAGUGGGCAGUGCAAGCAUAUCCAAAUGCAUCUAUACAGUAAUAUGAAGCUACAAAGAUUGCCUCAGGCAAAUUUUUCCUUUUUUUUUUUUUUUUUUUUUUUUUUUUUGAUAAUGUUGCAAGUAACUUUUUUUUAACACAUCAUUCAAAUUAAACUAGAGAAUGGUGAACAUUUGAAUGGCUGCAGUGUUUUUGUCUGGAACAGGAAACAAGGGAGAGCAGCACAUGAACGGAGCUGUGGUCCCUCUUCUGACUCUGAUUCUACCAGUGUGAACGCAUGCUAACAGGCCAGCUGCUCCAUCAGCAGGGCUGCUCUUUCUUUUGUUCCUAUAAAAUGUGUACAGCAGAAUAAGUCGCCUCAUUAGGGAAAAAGUGAAUUGUGAUGGAGAAGCUCAUAGCUGUUGUCUUGAUCUGUUGCCUGUAGAAACAAACUGUCCUCUAAUAUCUGUGGCUUGUUCUUUUAUAAAUGUCUUUUGUAACAUGGAGAGGAGUGUGUUGGAUUGGAUGCGGGUGGGUUGGGAAGAUAUGUUCGCAGCACCAUGGACGGUUAGACCAUUAAAGUAUUGACUGUCACCCCAAACCUCCUCUCUUUGCUAUUCAGUCACCACUGGCUGACCAGUGGGAGGAUCAUUCUGUAGCCCUCGCUUCUUUAGAUGUAAAGAAUGGGCACCAACAUGACGUCUUCAUAUACAGCUCAGACAUUCAUUCCGCACAGAAUACAUGGUUAAAUGUUUUAAAGUCCCAGUGAAACUGAAGUCGGAGCUACAGAGGACUGUUGGCCACACACACACACACACACACACACACACACACACCUCCCUCACCCCACGUUAGAUCAGGAGGAGGGAGAGGUGAACGGGAAACUGCAGAUUUGCAAAAAAAAAAUAUCAGCAAAGUUUCCCUUGAAUGAUUUCGACCUCAGUUUUGGAGUUGAAAUGUUUUUGGCCACUUAGAGCCAAACAAACAUUUCUUCCUUUCUCUCUAUAUGGCUCCUUUAGCUACUACUUCUCAUUUGAUUGGAUUAUUUUUCAAAGUUAUAAAAACAGGCAGUGUCAACUGCAGCAAAAAAAUUGAAAUAUGAACAAUAUUCAGUCAAGAUAACUGAUAAGAGCGCACUAUUGUCACAUUCCUGGGUACGUCUUUCACUACAUUAAAAAUGGAAUGCGGCCCAUUGAAAAAUGCACAGGACAGUUCGGUCAGUAUUUGUGAGUAUGUACUACAGUUUUACUAAACCUAGAAAUAACUACUUCCCUUCACCUGUGUACUGCUUUCAUGUUUUACAAUUUUUCUGUUCAUUUGACAACAUCUUAACACUCGGUCCAUAUUAGUUUUUUGUGGAGCUUUUAACUGCAUCUCAUGGUCUUCAUCAUCAAGCUAUUAUUUAGAUCACAAGUUCCUUGCUCCCCUUGUUAAUGUGCCAAUGAAGCCUAUUGAUGGAUCAAAUGUGAGCGUAGCUGACUCCCCAUGAGGGACACCACAAAUGGAAGCAUUGCGAUUUGUAAGCUUCAGGAAAGAGAAAGCGGUAAGUUCCAUAAACUGAACUGCCCCGAUAGGCAUGUGUCAGAGGUCAACCGCUGGAAUCACAGCUCCCCUCCUGUCUCAUUUGGUACCUGGCUGUCUGAUUAGCUGUCUGUGUGUGGGACCUGUAUACUGCAUCUUUCUGUUUGGUCAAUAAACCUGAAACUGUGUUC